AUGCCAGAGUAUUACCUAUGUGUACCGUCCAAAACAGAUCGUGGGCCUUUGCGUACUGCAGAUCUUUGGUUAGCCGGAUUGCCUCGCACUAGCAUUCCACAACAUGGAUUCAACCCUGAGUCAGAGGAAUCAACAUGCAGUCUUUGCUUUGCCACGCUAGAACCCGGGUUUAUAUUGCGUCAUUUACCCUGUCAGCAUAGCUUUCAUCAGCCGUGUAUAGAUGAAUGGCUGUGCGAGCAUGACGCUAGUUGUCCUCUCUGUCGCCGGACCUUUUACUAUUUGAGGAAGCCAUAUCUCAUAGAAAAGCCGACUUCAUCCAAGCCACAACCUCAGCCUGACAUGGACGCUGAGGUUCGCGAAGCACGACAGACCUUUGUGAAGUGGUGGAAAGAAUUGUUCACAUUAGGCUGGUUCCACCAUGAUAGAACGUUUACUGAGCGAAAGCAUCACUUUCAUCACCAGACGCAGCAUCCGGGUUGA
Molecule: messenger RNA, 480 nt
Organism: Aspergillus nomiae NRRL 13137
Lineage: Eukaryota; Fungi; Ascomycota; Eurotiomycetes; Eurotiales; Aspergillaceae
Exons: 2
Coding region: 1-480 (159 amino acids)
Source: RefSeq, a predicted model, not a curated record